This is a messenger RNA of Andrographis paniculata, 1412 nucleotides long. RefSeq names its product probable diphthine methyl ester synthase. Gene Ontology annotation, molecular function: diphthine synthase activity. Gene Ontology annotation, biological process: protein histidyl modification to diphthamide. NCBI's taxonomy places the organism in Eukaryota, Viridiplantae, Streptophyta, Magnoliopsida, Lamiales, Acanthaceae. The record is from RefSeq and is a predicted model, not a curated record. Bases 145 to 1038 code for a protein of 297 amino acids. The transcript has 7 exons.
GUCGGGUAUGAUCUAAUUUCAUUCCCAAGUUGCUCGCAGCAAACGCAAACCCUAGCGAAACCCUUUUCGUCGAGAUUGGAGAGUCGAGAAUCAGCCAUUGAAUCCGCGGCGAAGGACUUGAAGAGGUUUGAGUGAGGAGAAGGAAUGUUGUACAUUGUAGGGUUAGGAUUGGGGGAUGAAAGGGACAUCACCCUGAGAGGGCUGGAAGCAAUCCGGAGAUGCACCAAAGUAUACAUGGAGGCUUACACUUCGCUCCUCUCCUUCGGCCUCGCUUCCGAUGGCCUUUCCACGCUAGAAAAGCUUUACGGAAAAUCCAUUACCGUCUCCGAUAGGGAAGCUGUGGAGGAGAAGGCGGAUGAUAUGUUGCUGGAGGCACGGGACUCCGACGUGGCGUUUCUGGUGGUUGGAGAUCCUUUCGGAGCAACCACACAUACUGAUCUUGUCGUCCGGGCGAAGAAAUUGGGUGUGGAUGUUAAAGUGGUGCAUAAUGCAUCGGUAAUGAAUGCGAUUGGAGUGUGUGGUUUGCAGCUAUACCGAUAUGGAGAGACUGUCUCCAUACCAUUCUUUACGGAUACUUGGAGGCCUGAUAGUUUCUAUGAAAAGAUUAAAAGAAAUCGUUCCCUUCGGCUGCACACUCUCUGCUUGUUAGAUAUACGAGUGAAGGAACCUACUCUGGAGUCCUUGUGCAGGGGGAAGAAGGUGUACGAGCCACCAAGAUUCAUGACAAUCAACACUGCGAUCGAGCAACUCUUGGAAGUGGAACAAAAUAACAAUGAGUCAGUAUGCGGUGAAGACACUCCAUGCGUUGGUUUGGCGAGGGUGGGCUGCGAAGAUCAGAAGAUAGUUGCAGGUUCCAUGAAACAACUUUUGGAUGUGGAAUUCGGACCCCCUUUACACUGCUUGGUUAUAAUCGGUGACACUCAUCCGCUCGAAGAAGAGAUGCUGGAGUUUUAUAGAGUCGGGCGGGAUGAUCGUGCAUGGGGACGUAUUCCUCCAGCUUGUCGAAGAGGUCGUGGGCGGUGUGGGCAGAGACGAUGAUACGACGAGCAGACGGCGUAAUGAAGCCUUCAUCGACAGCCUUGUCUAUAAAAGACAAGAGGGAGUUGUAAUAGCCGUCGACGUUGAGCAAUCCGACAGGCUUGUGGUGGAUGCCGAGCUGCGCCCAUGUAAUGAUCUCGAGGAGUUCUUCCAAAGUUCCGUAGCCGCCGGGAAGUGCGAUGAAGGCAUCCGCCUGUCGCGCCAUUUCCGCCUUCCUCUGGUGCAUUCCCGAAACUGCCCUCACCUCUCCCACGCUCUCCCCUGUCACCUAUACAACAAUUCCUUCAUUCAUUAAUUCUUACUAUGUACUUUCUCUGCCAUCAUAAUCACAAUAUAUCCAUUAUGUUUGCAGUAAAAAAAAAUAAAACGAAAAU